AUGGAGACUCAGAAGGGUAGUCCAUAUGACUCGGCUACAUUUGGCAAUUCCCUUUCUUUGAGAGUGGAUGGGGCCAUUGGGGCCAUGUCUUUGUCUCCUUGUGGGAGGGACGCUGUCCUAGCAGGACGUCGAGGAUUGUUUGUGAUUGAUCUCGAUGAUCCGUUUGCUCAGCCGCGGUGGCUUCACCAUGUUACGUCAUGGGAAGUGGCUGAUGUGCAAUGGUCUCCGCACAAGUCGAAGCCAUCAUGGGUGGUUUCCACUUCCAACCAGAAGGCUCUGGUCUGGAAUCUCGCGAGAUCCUCCACAGACGCAAUUGAACAUGUACUACAUGCCCAUGACCGAGCCAUUACCGAUAUAAAUUUCCACCCCGAUAACCCGGAGGUGCUGGCUACUUGUUCUGUCGAUACGUUCAGUUUUGCUUGGGAUCUACGAACUCCAAGAAGACCUGUUGCCAGAUGGGCGGACUGGCGGUCUGCCACUUCGCAGGUGAAGUGGAAUUACAAAAAUCCCAACAUCAUUGCAUCUGCGCAUGAUAAUUACUUUUACAUCUGGGACAUGCGAAAGGGAGCCAUGCCUCUGGAGAAGAUUAUGGCCCACAACGGUAGGGUCAAUGGUCUGGAUUUUAGCCGUGACCAUGAAACAGAGAUUAUAUCGUGUUCGAAUGAUAUGACGGUCAAGUUUUGGGAUUACGGAGAGAGUGUGACUGAGCCGAAGUUCACUAUUAACACAGAUUUUCCCGUAAGUCGAGCAAGACAUGUUCCAUUUGGUGAUAAAGGAUGUGGUAUUAUGCCAGCACAUGGUGGAAACAAUUCGGUCUAUAUUGUGAACUACAAAGAUCAGACAGGUGAAUCGAAAUUGAGACCUGGCUACAUAUUCAAGGGCCACACAGAGCCUGUUAAGGACUUUCUGUGGCGGUCAAGACACUCUGACAACACUUCUGUCGACGAUCGUGAUGUACAGUUGGUUACAUGGUCCAAGGAUAAUGAUCUGAGAUUAUGGCCUGUUAGUGAGGACAUUUACGAUAGAUUCAACUAUGAAAAGAACAAAGAACUGCCAGAGGGCACGAAGUUGAUUGAUUUCGACUACAGGACGUAUAGGAGUGAGCCUGUGACAAGCUCCGAUGACAGACUCAAGCGGUUCAAGAAGGAUGCGUUUGUAUCCAGUCGCGGAUCCAGUUCACGCGAUAAUCAGUUUAACCAUCUCGACUGGAUCUCGGGUGUGAGAAUUGGACAGUCGGCGCAGGCGCCUUCAGAUAGUCCCAACGCAUUCUCGUUUGGUGGUGACAGUUUGCAGCCUGCCAAUCUAGGAGAAGAAGUGAGCUCUGUGGGCCAUAAGUUCCCCAAAUUGAGGUUUGAGAAGAUCUCUGUUUCCACGGGCCAGCUGAUUCUCUCUUUAAAUGGUCCAUGGUCUGCAACUAACAAAGAAGACCUGGUGUUCCUUAGAAUGGAGAUCAACUUUCCUAAAGACUACCCUUCGAAAACAGGGAAACCAACGUUCAAUAUAGAAGAGAAUCAAGAUCUAGAUUCGGAAAAGGAGAAGGAAAUACUGCAGAAUUUGAACGAAAUAUCUGAGAGGUUCUGUGGAGCAGGAAGACAUUGUCUAGAGCAAUGUUUGCGUUCUCUAUUGGGUGAAAAAGUCAGUUUAGAGUUUGAUGCUUUUGAUGAGAAUGAUCUUCCUCUGGACCCAUUUGACAUCCCUCAGGCUGGGGAUUUCAAUGACGUUGAGUCAAUGCCUACCAGUUUGAGUGAUGACUCGGACGAUGAACUGGUUCCCAUUACUUCUACAUCGGUUCAAACGGAGACAGAUGGGAUGCCUUUUACCAAGCCUGCUUUUGAUAGUACCCCCAUUCCAAAAGGAUGUGGUGCGGUAUGGACGGCUAGUGGACAUCUCGUAUGUUUCUUUAUACCAAAACAUGAGGAAAACAAGCCCACUCAGCUGAAGUUUGAUCAGCAAGGAUUUACCCUCGCAGGAACUUUGAAGAAAAAGAAAGCAGGAUCUUCUGUUGGUGAUGCAUCUUCCAAAGGUGGAAGGGUUGCUUCCUCCAAGCUUGAAGAUUCUUCUGGUGAGUCGUCUGAUAGUGACUCUUACUCUUCUGAUGACAGUUUCUCCAACGAUCUAGACAUCCUGCAGAAUGAUCGACCAUACAGAUCUGCCGUAACAGGCUUGAUGCGGAAGAAUGUUGGCUUAAGGCAUUAUACGCUGGGAGAGGCAAAGAGUGCGACUUUGGGAAAUGCUUCGGUUCCUACUGAAAGAUCUUUGGGAACACAAACCUCAAGAGGUCACAAUAGUAACAUUGUCACGAUUCAUGACUUCAGCGAUUUGAUCCCUUCGAAAAUGGAACUGGCAUAUGAAUACCGUAUGCUUGGAGAUACUCCCGAAAAGCUAUCAGUCCACAAUGCUGCAGUGGCUGAAAAGUAUGGCUACAAGGAUAUUGCUGAUUGCUGGAAGAUCUUGGAAGUAAUACUGGUCAAGGAUGUUCAUCUGCCUGACAUUCUAAACAACAGUGACUUAUCGGUGGUCCUGCAGCAUGAGCUCCAUCAAAAGUUUGUCACUGAUCUCAGCAAAGUUGAUGUUGAAACGAACUACCGCUUCUACUGGGGAGCACAUCCUUUUGGAAGCAGAUGGUUGGCCAGAGCGAUCAUGGAAUACUAUGAGAAGUUAGGGAAUAUCCAGAUGCUUGCAAUGCUGGCUUGCAUCAUGCACGAGCACAAGUUGCAUAAGACAGAUCCAACCAUUCCGAUUCACACUCCAUAUAUGAGGCCUCCCACUUUGGUGAACAAACAGAGUGUCAUUGGCAGGUUUGCUUCCGCGAAAGGUUCCAAUGUGGGAGAUAACGAGUUGGAGGCUGUGGGAAACUCUGCCUGUAGUUCUGUUUCUUCCUACGAUGCCUCUGGGUCUGUGAGUUUCCACUCCGGAUCUCCUGAACGUUUUGGAAGUUAUUUCAAAAGAGGAAUUGGGAAUGUGCCGCCUUUGCCUGGUGUCUCGCCAACAAACUCAGGCUCAAGGAAGUCGGUGGUCACCAUGACCUCCCGAACGUCCAGUUUCUUAAUCCCACAAAAGUCUCACAUCCUCCAGGGAGCUCCCAAGGUCAAGAUCCAAAUGUUCAACGAGGUGGCCUUAGAUCUUUCGGAUGAUGUCUACUCCGUUCCACUUUUGGAUCCUGCUUUCGAGGAAAAAUACCAGAUGUACCGUUCCCAAUAUGCAAGUCUUCUUUUCUACUGGGGUUUGCCUGUGAACAGAAUCAAGGUUCUAAAGUUUAACUAUGAAGAUUCUAUUUUCAAAAACUCAGCAGCAGUUGAUGAAUACCGAGGCCAGGUUGGCCUGAAUGGGUACUCUGAUACACACAUCAAAGAUCUAUCCAAAGCGAAGGUGUUGAAGGAGCAGAAGCUGUGUAACUACUGCUCCAUGACCAUAAAGAAGCGUUUGAUUGUGUGCACUACAUGCAAUCACAUAAUGCAUGCUGAUUGUGCGAUGCAAUGGUGGGAGGGUGAACAGCAGACUGAAUGUCCCGGUGGAUGUGGCUGUAUCUGUCUCUCCAAGAAGUUUUACGAACAUUAA
Messenger RNA from Kuraishia capsulata CBS 1993, 3558 nucleotides. RefSeq lists its product as uncharacterized. The transcript is spliced from 2 exons. The record is from RefSeq and is a predicted model, not a curated record. The coding region runs from base 1 to 3558 and encodes 1185 amino acids. Lineage: Eukaryota; Fungi; Ascomycota; Pichiomycetes; Pichiales; Pichiaceae. Gene Ontology annotation, molecular function: protein binding.